This is a messenger RNA of Hyalella azteca, 1452 nucleotides long. RefSeq lists its product as uncharacterized. The record is from RefSeq and is a predicted model, not a curated record. Bases 11 to 919 code for a protein of 302 amino acids. The transcript has 5 exons. NCBI's taxonomy places the organism in Eukaryota, Metazoa, Arthropoda, Malacostraca, Amphipoda, Hyalellidae.
UCUGAACGCUAUGAGCCACAGCGCUGCAGUGGCGCUGCUGUCGCGGCCUGCAGAGGAGGUGACGCUGCAGCUGCUCUUCGUGCCUCCUGAGGGCGACGACGCCAGCACUCUUGCUGAUGACCCCUUCGCUUUCAAGUAUCGCAUGUUUGACGAUGACGUGGUAAGCGUGGCAAGCAGCAACGGAAGCGUCCUGCCGUUACGGUUCGCCCUGCCACCGCCUGCCACCGACAGCCUCUCCAGGGCCUCCGUCGAGUCCAUCCGCGGUUCUUGCGACAACCUCGUCGCCGAGGAGACCUUCUCGCAGGAGUCUGGGGAUAUUCCACAAGUCGUGGACGACACCGCCACCGAAGAUUGUGAUGUGCAUCGCGACCCAAGCUUGAACGCUGAAGUUGAGCUGAAAAAUUCAUCACUUUCCCCAAGCAGAACAGACGACGACUUCGCUAACCUCAGAACUCCCGAGCUUUGUCAUCCCGUACCUCGGUCCAGCCGCAGUUAUUCUCUCAACAACGAGUCGAGAAAAAUCGAUCCUCGUACGAUUCCCUUGACCAGCAUCUCCGUUCCCGGUGAUCAAUCCAAGCUGAGCUCAAGUCCACCCACUCCCGUCCACAGGAAACUCUCUUCUUCGUCUAACGCAGGAGGAAACAACUCACGUCACAAGACGUCGUUCUCCAGAAACGUCCCCGGGACGAUUGUGGUCUCCGGUGAUCGUCAGGAAACAACUUUACGCCAGGAGAACAGAUUUCUGUUGAAGCAAUCAUCACCUACGCCAAACUCUCCGAGUUUUAUGACUCCUCUGCAAGAAUUGGAGCACAAAAUGACAACUCUCGGUGUGGGAGCGAGCUGUCCAGAUGAUGAGGCGAGACGGGAGGUUGAUGACAGCGAUACUGACGGAAACUUCGUCUUCAACGGGAAUUAUUGAGCCCGUCCAUUGUCAUCUUAACUUGCUUUAUGUUGAUUGAAUUAGGAUUUGAAGUCAACACAUCAUGUACCAUAGGCCUCCGGAAAUAUACACAAUAUAGCACUCGUACUUAAUAUUUUUCUUUAGAUGCGUUUAUUAUUCAUCAUUGCUGAAUGGUUUAAAACUUUCAUUAAUUUAUGCAAUUCAACGUUGUGAAAUUAUUGGUUCAAUAUUUUUUCAUUUACUUUCAAAAUAUUAUUCUUCUAAGUGGAAAUAACUGUAUCCAACUACGUGCUUCCGUGCGAGAUAGAAAGCGUAAUAUUUGAAUAAAAGUUUCUUUUUUUCGAGGCUCACUCAAUAAUUCGGGCUGUAAACUUUACAAAAGUAUUAUUUAUGGGACCAGACUUAAUACAUGGUUAAUUGUUAACAAUGCAAAGGCUGCAUGGGCUCUCGUUCUCUAAGUGGUUGCCUUCAAGCAUCAGUACGAAUAGGACCGCGCUGCUCGUUUAUGUUCUCGCAUUAUAGCAUAGCAUAGCAUAACAUAGCGGUUUCAG